Messenger RNA from Pterocles gutturalis (yellow-throated sandgrouse), 1374 nucleotides. It is a transcript of the gene EFR3B, whose product is annotated as EFR3 homolog B (S. cerevisiae). The record is from RefSeq and is a predicted model, not a curated record. NCBI's taxonomy places the organism in Eukaryota, Metazoa, Chordata, Aves, Pterocliformes, Pteroclidae. Gene Ontology annotation, cellular component: plasma membrane. The transcript is spliced from 12 exons. Gene Ontology annotation, biological process: protein localization to plasma membrane. The annotation marks the transcript as partial.
CACCCGUGCUGAUGUUCACGCUCUCGUUCCAGCCGCAGCAUUCCCACCUCGUCAUCCAGCAGCUCCUGGGGCACCUGGAUGCCAACAGCAAGAGCGCGGCCACCGUGCGCGCUGGCAUCGUGGAGGUCCUCUCGGAGGCGGCCGUCAUCGCAGCCUCGGGGUCUGUNGGGCCGACGGUGCUGGAGGUGUUCAACACCCGGCUGCGGCGGCUGCGGCUCAGCAUCGACUACGCGCUGACCGGCAGCUACGACUGCGCGGCCGGCGUCAGCACCAAGAUCAUCAAGGAGCACGAGGAGAGGAUGUUCCAGGAGGCUGUCAUUAAAACCAUCGGGUCUUUCGCCAGCACGCUGCCCACCUACCAGCAGUCGGAGGUGAUGGUCUUCAUCAUGAACAAGGUGCCGCUGCCCUCCUCGCAGCAGUCCAUCGAGGCUGGCAAAGCUGGGGAGAACCGGAAUCGGCUGACACAGAUCAUGCUUCUCAAGUCCCUCCUCCAGGUCUCUGUGGGUUUCCAGUGCAGUAACAUGCUGACGGCCCUUCCCAGUGCCUUCCUGGACCGGCUGCUCUCCGCGGCCCUCAUGGAGGAUGCUGAGAUCCGCCUCUUUGUCCUCGAGAUCCUCAUCAGCUUCAUCGAUCGCCAUGGCAACCGGCAGAAAUUCUCCACCAUCAGCACCAUCAGCGACAUCUCGGUUCUGAAGCUGAAAGUGGACAAAUGCUCCCGCCAAGAUACCGUCUUCAUGAAGAAGCAUGGCCAGCAGCUCUACCGGCACAUCUACCUGAUCUGUAAGGAGGAGAGCAACGCGCAGGCUCACUACGAGGCUCUCUACAGCAUGCUGAUGCUCAUCAGCAUCGAGCUGGCUAACGAGGAGGUGGUGGUGGACCUCAUCCGCUUGGUGCUGGCCGUGCAGGAGAUUGCCCAGAUCAACGAAGAUAACUUGACAGCGUACAACCGCUGCGCGCUCUUCGCCCUGGGUGCAGCUUACCUGAACCUCAUCAGCCAGCUCACCACCGUGCCCACCUUCUGCCAGCACAUCCACGAGGUCAUCCAGAUGCGGCAGAAGGAAGCUCCCUAUCUGCUCCCUGAGGAUGUGUUUGUGGAGGGACCCAGGUUGAGCAAGAGCCUUGACCACCUGGGCCCAGAGGUCUUCUUCUGGCAGAGCAAGAUCAGUGAGGUGCUGGGUGGUAGUGGCUACAACUCGGACUGGCUCAGCACACCCUACAUCCCCCAGCUGACAGAUGAAGAUCGCUUGUCCAAGAGGAAGAGCAUCGGCGAGACCAUUUCCCUGCAGGUCGAGGUGGAGUCGAGAAACAGUCCGGAGCGAGAGCAGCGAGCACCAGCCGAAGAGAUCACGUACGAGACGCUGAAGAAGGCGAUAG